UUGUUGCCCUCGAUUCAAUCAAAUAUGUCUGGAAUUUUAUUUGAAAAUGAUCAAAAUCAAACAAACUCACAAUCAAUAUCUGGAUGUGGUGCUCCUAUUAUGAAAUUCAUUAGUUGGGUGCUCCUUUGGACAGCUCAUCUAAGAAUGAAUUUAUCACCGAUUGAUCACGAGUCACGUACCAACUCCUACCGCGCCGAAGAUGAACCCAGAACUUCCGAGGCGACGCCGCUCCUGCAGCGUUUUCCAAGAAGACCAGUACAAGAAGAACAAAGAUACCAGACCACCGUGCUCGUCACUUUACUCUUUCUAGUUCUCUUCGCGGGAAAUUGUAAUGGGCAUCUAUUAGUUGGUUAUCCAAAACAGAUCAGAGAACGUUCUACUGCCAGUCGAGCCGCCGGUGCUUAUGAGAUGAUAGUCGUCGAGACAGGCACGAGGCAGUAUUACGGCACAUCAGACUGCGCUAAGCUGCUGAAUGCGAUACAGGUGAGAAACACAUCGGGUAUGCCGUAUAACUUCAUGAUAUCGUCAGAUGGGGAGACGUUCGAAGCUCUCGGUUGGAGAAGACGGUCGCCUCUGUUUCCUCAAUACUCUGCGGAUGCCUUACUGUUAGCUUUUAUAG
Messenger RNA from Parnassius apollo (apollo), 619 nucleotides. NCBI's taxonomy places the organism in Eukaryota, Metazoa, Arthropoda, Insecta, Lepidoptera, Papilionidae. The record is from the annotation of a GenBank genome assembly.